UUGAUUAGUCACCACAACGUGUGUUAUCUAGUCCGGACUCGAUCCGAAAGGAUGAUAAUGUUCCGGUCAUCUUGAGUUGGGAGUGGAACCCAUUUACUUGUGGAGAGAGAUAAGUGUGAUGCUGUAACAAAGCGUGUCAAUAUAUCGGGGUUACAAUGGCAGACGAUACCAAAGUACCAAAUCAGGAUGAAAUCUUGUCACUACUGGAUAAAACCGGACAGAAUGAUGAAAACCAGCUAAAAACAUCAAAAGAUGAGAAAAAUCAGAACAAUUGUGUGGGGGAACCUGGAGAUCUGCUUCCUCCAGCUGAAGUAGAGAAAAGGGGAAUAACUCCUACAGGAUCAAAAGGAGAGAUGGAGGAAGUAACCGCAGAGGAGAAAAUUUCCUUUAUAAAGAGAAUGAAAACAGAUCCAUCAUAUAAAGAAAAAGUUAUAUUGAGCCUGAGCAUCUGCUGGUCUUUUGUGAUACUGGGUUGGCUGGUUGCUCAAUUCGGGCCUUCCUUCCUCGACCUACGAAUCAUCACCAAUACAGAUCUGAAGAAGGCCUCUAGCUUUCUGACCAGUGGUUCUGUGGGAUACCUGGUAGGUUCCCUCGUUAGUGGGAUGCUGUUUGACCGAUUCAACAAGAUCCUCCUGCUGUUUAUAUACACCUUCACCGGAGUGUUUUUCUCUGCCGUUCUACCCUGGUGCUUCCUUUACGAGCUCAUGAUGACAGUGCAGUUUUGUCGUGGAUUUUAUGGCGGAGGACUUGAUACAGGUGGGAAUGCUCUGUUGAUUUCAACAUGGGGCCAAGAUGGACGAUCCUUUUUACAGGCUCUCCACUUUUCAUUUGCUAUUGGAGGGAUCCUUUCUCCGUUAGCGACUGCACCGUUUCUAUUGGAAGAAGGAAGCCUAAGAGCAGAUAACUCUAGUCUGAGAAUUAACAGCACAGCAUAUGACGGAGAUUUGAACAUAUCUCAAAUAUUUUACAACACCUCAACAAGGUUCCCCUUAGAACCUGGUAUAUCAACCAUGGUUCCGGACCCUGCGGCUGGUUACAAACCUGAAGAUUCGAAACUAUACAUAGCUUUUACUAUCUCCGCUGCGAUGAAUCUGUCGAGUGCAAUACCAUUCCUUAUCUUAUAUUUACAAGCAAGGAAACGUAAGAGGAAAAAUUCCAUAAAGAACGUAGAGGAGAGCAAGAGAAUAACGAGAGAGUUACCACAGACAUACAAGGUGCUAGUCCUAGUCAGUGUGUGUUUCUAUCUAGGGAUGUAUUGCGCCGUCGAAGACACAUUUAACUCCUUUCUCACAACAUUUUGCGUCCAACACAUGGGAUGGACCAAGGCUCAUGGUUCCUAUGCUACCUCCCUGUUUUGGGCUGUUUACGGGUUGGGUAGGUUUUCAGGAAUUUGGUUAAUCAAAUGGAUUAAACCUGACAGAAUGAUCUUUGGGUUUACAAUAGCUUUAGGAUGUGUAUUAGGUGCGUUUCUAGGAUUUGGACAUUUUAAAGUUGAUAGUGGUAUCUGGGUUUGUGCAAUCCUGACAGGAGCAGCAAUGUCGAUCAUAUUCCCGACGGUGUUUUCUUGGACAGAAGAAGAACUUUUGCCGGUAUCUGGAAAAGUUGCAUCUUUAUUCCUGAUUUCAGCGUCCAGUGGGACUAUGAUAAACCCCAUUGUAUUAGGUUAUCUGAUGCAGGUUUUGUCUCCGGCUUGGUUCACCUAUCUACUGUUCGGAGAAAGUGUAGUGUUGAUUAUUCUGUUUAUCAUACUUUUAUUGAUAGCAAGGUUACUUAAAUCUAAAUUUGGUACAAGUUGUACAUUUAAGGAUGUAGAAAUUGAGUUGAAGACCAGUGACGACAUUGAAACAGAAAGUCUGGUAGAACCUGUACAAACAAUACUAUCAGAUGAAAACAAACAAGUUUGAUCACUUUUUGUAUUAUGUGUCUCAAAUUAUGGCCGAGAAAAUGAUAUAUCAAUUUAAUGCGUUUGUAAGGAUAGUGGUGACCAGUCAUUGUCAAGGGCUGUACUAGACAAGUUUUACCGGGGACUUCGCAUUUUACAUACCCUGUUUUACUACUGGGAUUGAGUAGAUGUUUUUUAACCCAAUCGAUAAAAAACACCAUUUGCAGCCGAAAUAUCGCCCUUUUUGAGAAGAAGUUUUCUGUAUUCUGCCCCUUCCUUUCAACAAAAAUGAAAAAUAUUCAUGCAUUUUAUACUUAUUCCCUAAAAUAUAUCAUACUGUGUUGAUUUGCCAUCAAACACCAACCUAAAUUGGACAAUAAAAAUGUCACCAAAAAAAAUAAUUUCUGAACUCUACAAGGUGUCUUUAAUGACCGCUGCCAGGAGCUGAUGCCCGACUAAACUUUCCCCAAAUGACAAGAGGACAACUAACUGUAUCUUUCCAGAUAAACUCCCGGUAGCCUUUACAAAUAUUCAUAUUAUAUUCAUUUUAUAACAUAAAACCGAAUAGAUUUUUUUUUUUUUUUUUUCUCUCUUAAGGUUUUAUAAGGUUAGAUAAUGAAGGACUUUUGCUUAGAUUUGACCAUACUCGCAUAUUUACAACAAAGUAUUUACUGAGGUGCUAUGUUACCAACAAAUUUACAAGUACUGGAAGGAGGAAAUCUUAUAAUAUAUUGUAGAUAGCUCUAGUCUGACAAUUGUUAACAUACAUAUAUUGUACCUCUAAUGUAUUACAAUACCUCAAUGAGCUCCCUCCAUUCCAGCAUGUUUCUAGAUUUCUGCCAUCAAGGGCUUGUAACAAAAUAAGUCUUGUAAAUUUGAUCAUUUUAUUUAUUAUCCUUUUUCAAGGAAUUGAUCUUUUAUUUGAUAUAUAUUGUGCCACAGACUUACAUGUUGUUUUUACCAGAGUAUACCAGUGGUUGUUUUGUUUUUACCAGAGUAUACCAGUGGUUGUUAUCUAUAGCAUUUAAGCAUUACAUUAAGUUUUGAUAUAUUGUAGUAGAUUUGGUAACAUUUGUUCAUUCAUUAUUUUUAAUUUUGAUGUGUAAAUUAAAGUAUUUUCUGUGUCGAGAUAUGAUAAAGACUUACAGCCCCAGUCAAUCAGUUAUGAUCGGUCACACAAAUGAGAUAACCUAUUUCUCACAAACACUUUCUAUAUUUAUAUAUAUCUGUUUGCUAUAUACCAUAUGCUAUCGAGCUGCUGGCGUCAGUAAAGAUGUCUGUAAUUGGCCAACUGUGAUCAUUGUGAUCAGAUAAAAAAUCAUGGAGAUAUCAAUAUUUUUUCUAAAAAAGAUAGGCACUUAUGACAUCAGUUUCAAUAAUUAUGUUUAGAAAAUAAAAUGUUUGACAGAA
Molecule: messenger RNA, 3292 nt
Organism: Pecten maximus
Lineage: Eukaryota; Metazoa; Mollusca; Bivalvia; Pectinida; Pectinidae
Product: sodium-dependent glucose transporter 1A-like
Exons: 4
Coding region: 156-1904 (582 amino acids)
Biological process (GO): transmembrane transport
Source: RefSeq, a predicted model, not a curated record